Molecule: messenger RNA, 591 nt
Organism: Microthlaspi erraticum
Lineage: Eukaryota; Viridiplantae; Streptophyta; Magnoliopsida; Brassicales; Brassicaceae
Source: the annotation of a GenBank genome assembly
AUGGCCAAAUUUUUCAUCGUCUUCCUUGCCUCUGCCCUAUGUUUCACCACACUCAUUCACUUCGCCGCCGCUGAUGCCGACGACUUCGACCGUUUCCAUAUUAAAGGAAACGUCUACUGCGACACCUGCCGUGUCCAAUUCAUUACCCGCAUCAGCAAAUUCCUCGAAGGAGCAAAGGUAAAGCUUGAGUGCAAGGGUCGUGAGAACCAGACAGUGACACUGACCAAAGAAGCUGUGACCGACAGUAUCGGAAACUACCAGAUGGAAGUUAUGGGAGACCACGAAGAGGAAGUGUGCGAGAUCGUCCUCGUCCAGUCACCGGACCCAGAGUGUAGCGAAGUGAACAACCAAGAGUUCCUAAGAAACGCAGCCAGGAUCAGUCUCACUGCUAAUGAUGGCAUUGUCUCUAACGAGACUCGAACCAUUAACCCACUUGGGUUCAUGAGGAAGACCCCUCUCGCUGAUUGUCCUAAAGUUUUCAACGAGCUUGGAAUGAAUCUCGACUUCCUCUUUUCUCUCUACCGUCGCUCGAAGCCACCACCAAUCACACAGACGACGACGACGAUUUCUGCCGAUUCAUCGGGGAUUUGA